AGACGGAUCCGGUCGAACAGGGACUUUUAUCUGUAUAAAUGAACUUUUGGACGUUAUUCGAAAGGAUAAAAUCGGUGCCAACAUUCCUUUAGCUCAAUACACCCUAAAGGUGGCCACUGCCAGGCCUCAAAUGAUUGAUAGUGUGGAGCAGUACACAUUCAUCUACACAGUUCUCGCAGAAUGGGUUAGAUCCGGUGGAGAAACAAGUAUUCCCCUAACCAAACUUCCCGAAGUUGUACACCAGUUGCAUAAGCCUCUAAGAUCUGGAUAUGGGACUGGAAAUUGUUCUUCCAAGUAUGAGGCCGAACUUAUGCUCAUAACUCGAUUGGUGAAACCGUUGACUGUCGGUGAAUGUGCAGGCGGACAUCGAAUAGAAAAUCGAAGAAAGAGUAGAAAUGUUCUCAUUCAACCCCCUGAACGGGCUCGACCGUACCUUACAACGCAGGAUAGCGGGGAUCAAAACGACUACAUUAACGCUGUUUUCGUAGAUGGAUAUCGUGAGAAGAAUCAGUACAUUGUUACUCAAUGGCCUUUGAUAUCAACAAUCAGCGAUUUUUGGUGCCUUGUGGUGGAUUUUCAGGUCUCCGCAAUUGUAUUAAUCCAUCCCUACACCUACGGAGAUCAAAAAUAUCCCGUAUUCUGGCCAUCAAUAAAGACAGCCACACAGUCGUCAAUUCACUACGGUCCCAUUGGGUUGGAAAUGCGCGAGGUGUACGAGGAGACGGAUGUAAUGCCAGGGGCUUUCCUACUCUCCAUCAAAAAACGCGGCACAUCAGCCUUUAAUCCGUUUAUGCCAAAUCGAAAUGAUAAUAUCUGUCGGGAUGUAAUGCUUCUCACCACUAGAAAAUGGCCUGAUUCAGACAUCCCAGUCACUUCUUGUGAUAUCAUCGUUCAAAUGGCCUACCUUGCAAGGGAGUGGAACUCCAUGACUGACACCUCAAGUCCCAUACUCGUUGUCAGCCAGUAA
Messenger RNA from Rodentolepis nana, 967 nucleotides. The record is from the annotation of a GenBank genome assembly. NCBI's taxonomy places the organism in Eukaryota, Metazoa, Platyhelminthes, Cestoda, Cyclophyllidea, Hymenolepididae.